Messenger RNA from Odocoileus virginianus texanus, 7083 nucleotides. NCBI's taxonomy places the organism in Eukaryota, Metazoa, Chordata, Mammalia, Artiodactyla, Cervidae. The record is from RefSeq and is a predicted model, not a curated record.
GGGGCGUCGGCGCCGAGGGGCCCGCCAUGGCCGCGUCCGAGCUCUACACAAAGUUUGCCAGGGUUUGGAUACCUGAUCCUGAGGAAGUUUGGAAGUCAGCAGAGCUGCUCAAAGAUUAUAAGCCAGGAGAUAAAGUUCUCCUGCUUCACCUUGAGGAUGGAAAGGAUUUGGAAUAUCGUCUCGAUCCAAAGACCAAGGAACUGCCUCAUUUAAGAAACCCUGACAUACUUGUGGGUGAAAAUGACCUCACAGCCCUCAGUUAUCUUCACGAACCUGCUGUACUCCAUAAUCUCAGAGUUCGCUUUAUUGAUUCCAAACUUAUUUAUACAUAUUGUGGUAUAGUUCUAGUAGCUAUAAAUCCUUAUGAACAGCUGCCUAUUUAUGGAGAAGAUAUUAUUAAUGCAUAUAGUGGUCAGAACAUGGGUGAUAUGGAUCCACAUAUCUUUGCAGUAGCUGAAGAAGCUUACAAGCAAAUGGCCAGGACCCAGUUGCUCUUGGAACCUAUGGCUCCCGUGUCUAGCACAGUGCUGCUUGAGCUGAACACCGUGGCCUUGGUGACUUGUGACACAAUGUCAAUUGGAAAUGCUAAAACAACCAGGAAUGAUAAUAGUAGCCGUUUUGGGAAGUACAUUGAGAUUGGUUUUGAUAAGAGAUAUCGAAUCAUCGGUGCCAAUAUGAGAACUUACCUUUUAGAAAAAUCCAGAGUGGUGUUCCAGGCAGAAGAGGAGAGAAACUAUCAUAUCUUCUAUCAACUUUGUGCCUCAGCAAACUUACCUGAAUUUCAAGUGCUACGAUUAGGAGAUGCAAAUAACUUUCAUUACACGAAUCAAGGUGGCAGUCCUGUGAUUGAAGGAGUAGAUGAUGCCAAGGAGAUGGUGCAUACCAGGCAGGCCUGUACUUUGCUCGGAAUUAGUGAAUCUUAUCAGAUGGGAAUUUUCCGAAUACUUGCUGGCAUCCUUCACUUAGGCAAUGUUGUGUUUAUGUCUCGAGAUUCAGACAGCUGCACAAUCCCUCCCAAGCAUGAACCCCUCAGCAUCUUCUGUGACCUAAUGGGUGUGGACUUUGAGGAGAUGUGUCACUGGCUCUGCCAUCGGAAGCUGGCCACUGCCACAGAGACGUACAUCAAGCCCAUCUCCAAGCUGCAGGCCACGAAUGCCCGCGAUGCAUUGGCCAAGCACAUCUAUGCCAAGCUCUUUAACUGGAUUGUAGAUCAUGUCAAUCAGGCACUCCAUUCUGCUGUCAAACAGCAUUCUUUUAUCGGUGUGCUGGACAUUUAUGGAUUUGAAACAUUUGAGAUAAAUAGUUUUGAACAGUUUUGCAUAAAUUAUGCAAAUGAAAAACUACAGCAGCAAUUCAAUAUGCAUGUCUUCAAAUUAGAACAAGAAGAAUAUAUGAAAGAACAAAUUCCAUGGACACUCAUAGAUUUUUAUGAUAAUCAGCCUUGCAUUAAUCUUAUAGAAUCUAAACUGGGCAUUCUAGAUUUGCUGGAUGAGGAAUGCAAGAUGCCUAAAGGUACAGAUGACACUUGGGCCCAAAAAUUGUACAACACACAUUUGAACAAAUGUGCACUAUUUGAGAAGCCCCGCCUAUCAAACAAAGCUUUCAUCAUCCAGCAUUUUGCUGACAAAGUGGAAUACCAGUGUGAAGGCUUUCUGGAAAAGAAUAAAGACACCGUUUUUGAGGAACAAAUUAAAGUUCUUAAAUCAAGCAAGUUUAAGAUGCUACCAGAAUUAUUUCAAGACGAUGAGAAGGCCAUCAGCCCAACCUCAGCCACCUCUUCAGGGCGCGUGCCUCUCACCCGCAUUCCUUCAAAGCCCACCAAAGGCAGACCGGGCCAGACGGCCAAAGAGCACAAGAAAACAGUGGGGCACCAGUUCCGAAACUCCCUCCACCUGCUUAUGGAGACCCUGAAUGCCACUACCCCUCACUAUGUGCGCUGUAUCAAGCCUAACGACUUCAAGUUCCCAUUCACGUUUGAUGAGAAGAGGGCAGUGCAGCAGCUGAGAGCAUGCGGUGUCCUGGAAACCAUUCGGAUCAGCGCAGCAGGUUUCCCCUCUCGGUGGACUUACCAAGAAUUUUUCAGCCGCUAUCGGGUCCUAAUGAAGCAAAAAGAUGUGCUAAGUGACAGAAAGCAAACAUGCAAGAAUGUUUUAGAGAAACUGAUAGUGGACAAGGACAAAUACCAGUUUGGGAAGACAAAGAUCUUUUUCCGGGCUGGUCAAGUGGCCUAUCUAGAAAAAUUGAGGGCAGACAAGCUGAGGGCUGCCUGCAUCCGGAUCCAGAAGACGAUCCGAGGGUGGCUGCUGCGGAAGAAGUACCUGCGCAUGCGCAAGGCUGCCAUCACUGUGCAGAGAUACGUGCGAGGCUACCAGGCCCGAUGCUAUGCUAAGUUCCUGCGCAGAACCAAGGCCGCCACUAUCAUCCAGAAGUACUGGCGCAUGUAUGUAGCUCGCCGGAGAUACAAGAUCACGCGGACUGCCACGAUUGUCCUUCAGUCUUAUUUGCGAGGCUACUUGGCCAGAAAUAGGUAUCACAAGAUACUCCGUGAGCACAAAGCAGUCAUCAUUCAGAAGUGGGUCCGUGGCUGGCUGGCUCGCACCUACUACAGGAGGAGCAUUCACGCCAUCAUCUACCUUCAGUGCUGCUUCCGCCGGAUGAUGGCCAAGCGCGAGCUGAAGAAACUUAAGAUCGAGGCGCGCUCCGUGGAGCGCUAUAAGAAGCUCCACAUCGGCAUGGAGAACAAGAUCAUGCAGCUGCAGCGCAAAGUUGAUGAGCAGAACAAAGACUACAAAUGCCUCAUGGAGAAACUGACCAAUCUGGAAGGAAUAUACAACUCGGAGACUGAGAAACUACGAAGUGAUUUAGAACGUCUUCAGCUAAGUGAAGAAGAGGCUAAGAUUGCUACUGGACGGGUCCUCAGUCUGCAGGAAGAAAUUGCCAAGCUAAGGAAAGACCUGGAACAAACUCAGUCUGAGAAAAAAUCCAUUGAGGAACGUGCUGAUAGAUACAAACAAGAAACUGAGCAGCUGGUGUCAAAUCUGAAGGAAGAAAAUACUUUGCUGAAGCAGGAAAAGGAGACCCUCAAUCACCGUAUCGUGGAGCAGGCUAAGGAGAUGACAGAGACUAUGGAGAAGAAGUUAGUAGAAGAAACAAAACAACUGGAACUUGAUCUUAAUGAUGAAAGGCUGAGAUAUCAGAACCUUUUGAAUGAGUUUAGUCGCUUGGAAGAACGCUAUGAUGACCUCAAGGAAGAGAUGACUUUGAUGGUGAAUGUGCCUAAGCCUGGACACAAGAGAACAGACUCUACCCACAGCAGCAAUGAGUCUGAAUAUACCUUUAGCUCUGAAAUUGCAGAAUCAGAAGAUAUUCCAUCAAGGACAGAGGAGCCAAGUGAGAAGAAGGUGCCUCUGGACAUGUCAUUGUUCCUCAAGCUCCAGAAGCGGGUCACAGAGCUGGAGCAGGAGAAGCAGGUGAUGCAGGAUGAGCUGGACCGCAAGGAGGAGCAGGUGCUCCGCAGCAAGGCAAAGGAAGAAGAAAGACCACAGAUUAGAGGUGCAGAACUGGAAUAUGAGUCACUCAAGCGUCAAGAACUAGAAUCAGAAAACAAAAAACUGAAAAAUGAGCUAAAUGAGUUACGAAAGGCCCUCAGUGAGAAAAGUGCCCCUGAAGUGACUGCCCCAGGUGCGCCAGCCUACCGUGUCCUCAUGGAGCAGCUGACCUCUGUGAGUGAGGAGCUCGAUGUCCGCAAGGAGGAAGUCCUCAUCUUGAGGUCUCAGCUGGUGAGCCAGAAGGAAGCUAUCCAACCCAAGGAUGACAAGAACACAAUGACAGAUUCCACAAUACUUUUAGAAGAUGUACAAAAAAUGAAAGAUAAAGGCGAAAUAGCACAAGCAUAUAUUGGUUUGAAAGAAACCAACAGAUCAUCUGCUAUGGAUUGCCAUGAGUUGAAUGAGGAUGGAGAGCUGUUGCUGGUUUAUGAAGGGUUAAAACAAGCCAACAGGCUCCUGGAGUCCCAGCUGCAGUCUCAGAAGAGGAGCCAUGAGAACGAGGCUGAAGCUCUCCGCGGGGAAAUCCAGAGCCUGAAGGAGGAGAACAACCGGCAGCAGCAGCUGCUGGCCCAGAACCUACAGCUGCCCCCAGAGGCCCGCAUUGAGGCCAGCCUGCAGCACGAGAUCACUCGGCUCACCAAUGAGAACCUGGAUUUGAUGGAACAACUCGAAAAACAAGAUAAGACUGUCCGGAAACUGAAAAAACAACUGAAAGUAUUUGCCAAAAAAAUUGGUGAACUAGAAGUGGGCCAGAUGGAGAACAUAUCGCCAGGACAGAUCAUUGAUGAACCCAUUCGUCCAGUCAACAUUCCUAGGAAAGAAAAGGAUUUCCAAGGAAUGCUGGAAUACAAGAAGGAGGAUGAGCAAAAACUUGUGAAGAACCUGAUUCUGGAACUGAAGCCACGUGGUGUAGCUGUCAAUUUGAUUCCAGGGUUACCAGCGUAUAUCCUGUUUAUGUGUGUUCGACAUGCUGACUACCUGAAUGAUGAUCAGAAAGUAAGGUCGUUGCUAACAUCAACAAUUAACAGCAUCAAAAAAGUAUUAAAGAAAAGAGGUGAUGAUUUUGAAACCGUCUCCUUUUGGCUUUCUAACACAUGCCGAUUUUUGCACUGUUUGAAGCAGUACAGUGGAGAAGAGGGCUUUAUGAAACACAACACCUCUCGCCAAAAUGAACACUGCCUCACCAAUUUUGACUUGGCUGAGUACCGGCAGGUGCUCAGUGACUUGGCAAUUCAGAUCUACCAGCAGCUUGUGCGGGUAUUAGAGAACAUCCUUCAGCCAAUGAUUGUCUCCGGAAUGCUGGAACAUGAAACCAUUCAGGGUGUCUCUGGGGUGAAGCCCACAGGGCUAAGAAAGCGAACCUCCAGCAUUGCUGACGAGGGUACCUACACACUGGACUCCAUCCUGCGACAGCUCAACUCCUUCCACUCGGUCAUGUGUCAGCAUGGCAUGGACCCCGAAUUGAUCAAGCAGGUGGUCAAGCAGAUGUUCUACAUCGUGGGGGCUGUCACCCUGAACAACCUCCUCUUGCGGAAGGACAUGUGCUCCUGGAGUAAAGGCAUGCAGAUCAGAUACAAUGUCAGUCAACUAGAAGAAUGGCUGCGUGACAAGAAUUUGAUGAACAGUGGGGCUAAGGAAACCCUGGAGCCUCUCAUCCAGGCUGCUCAGCUUCUGCAAGUGAAAAAGAAAACAGAUGAUGAUGCAGAAGCCAUUUGUUCCAUGUGCAAUGCUUUAACUACUGCCCAGAUUGUCAAAGUGUUGAAUUUGUAUACACCAGUUAAUGAGUUUGAAGAAAGAGUUUCUGUGUCAUUUAUUCGUACUAUACAGAUGCGUUUACGAGACAGGAAAGACUCUCCUCAACUACUCAUGGAUGCAAAGCACAUCUUUCCUGUCACCUUUCCUUUUAACCCCUCUUCCCUUGCGCUAGAAACCAUCCAGAUUCCAGCCAGCCUGGGCCUGGGAUUCAUAUCACGGGUCUGAAAGUGAUAUCAAGGCAAAUACUGACAAUACAUUUCUUGCCUGAAAUAAGAACCCAUUAUUUCAACUGAGCUACUGAAAACACAUUUUAAAAGAUACUACUUAUUAUCUCCCAAAUAAAGGAUUAUUGACUAGAACUGCCCCUAGAAUACUUUUCAUCAUCUUGGAAAGAAAGAUAGGUUCCUUUGUGCCGUGUUACCUUCAUAACAACACUUGUCCUUGGUCAGUUAGGUGUCUGCCAUUGACAUGCAGGUGAAUGACGGAAGAAAAGAAAAAAAAAAUGUGUCUUCAGCUGCCAGCAUUUAUUUUAAAUCCUUAUCACUGCAUCUAAAUGAUAUAAAAAACCUGAUUCCAGAUAUGAAUAUGAGCUGUUGUUAAGAAGGUGCCAUCAAGGAACCUCCUAUGUACUAACCAGAAGCAUUGAAAGAAAAAUCACCACCGAGUACAUAUCAUACCAGCUUAGGAAUCAAUUAUGUUGAUAAUGUCAAACUGGAACAAACAAAUAAACUGGCAUUAUGUGAAGUAACUGGACAAGUAGCUCCCUUCUAUGUGUCACUAUGAUGUAGAGAUAUUAAGAGAAUGUUGGUUUGCUUAGAGCAUGGAAGUCCAUUUGUACUGUAGUUUACUGAGCAUUUUAAAUUGCUGCUACAUACUAUGUUCUUUAAAAUGUAAGCGAUAUUCAUAUUAGGCACUACAACAAUAAGCUUCUCUUUUAUCAACUCUGUUUACAGUCCAAUCAGAUUAGUUUUAACUGGAUUACAUGCACAUAUCUACAGAUUCACCCUCACAAGUAGCAGACACUGGGAAGUCAUGUAGUAAUAUGACACAACGUUUAACAUUUAGGGAUAGGAGUAGGCAAAGUGGUUAAUGUUGAUGUCAUUUUUUCAGGAUGUGUUAUAUUGAUGUGCUCAUUAACUUUCCCUGGGUGAUAUCACAUCAGGGUACAGUGUUCUGUGCAGUGACUUAUUUUUAGUUACUAGAUCUGAUUCCUGCAGUGCAUAUUUUCAACCCUGACAGGUUUACUUUCUUCUUAAUUUAUUAAGAAUUAAUCUCAGUAUCUAGAGAGGAUUGUCAGAAUAUUCAUGAUUCAGGUCUUGAAAUCUUGAUUCUUUUAUAAAUUAUGCAAAAGAAAGUAUAUAAUAAAUAAUUGAUUCCAUUUUUUAGGCUUUGCAACUUCUAUAAAUGUUCUCAGUACCACUAGGUAUUUUCCAGAGCAUCAUAUUAGAAAUACUUUGACCUAUAUAAAAAUAUAAGGAAAUUGCUGAAUUCUACAGAGGACUUGGUUUAAUAAGACCCAGAUUCUAUAAGUUUUCAUUCUGACAUUCUAAGUAAACAUACCAUUUGUCCCACAAAUCUUAAACAAUAAAUGUUUCAGAUUGUGCAAAAGCAAAUUCUUAACUUUCACUAGAAACUCUGGUUUGGAAUUACAAUCAUAGAUUUGUAAAAAUUAACUGUUAGAUGAUCUAUAAAAUAUGUGCAAUAUUAUUAAUGGAAGUAAAACAUUUUCAAAUCAGUGAUAAAGAUUGUUAUUAAAAGAUAAAUACUGUCUGUUAACUUA